AUGCCUCCGGUGUAUAUUUCUUCUAUCUGCUUGUACAAUAAGAAUGAUGCUUACUCAAAAUUCAGCAGUGAAACUGCCAAAUAUAGUGUGCUGAAGAAAUCAUUGUCCAAUGUCUUAAAGUGCUACUACCCUUUAGCUGGCUGCAUUAAAGACAAUCUUAUUGCAGAUUGCAAUGAUGAAGGUGUCUUACUCGUAGAGUUGAAGAAAUUUCUUCCAUGUGAUAUUGAUGGCGCACACCAUUUACCGUUCACUAUUCAAGUCAACUACUUCUCUUGUGGUGGUAUUGCCAUUGGUGCAUGCAUUUCUCACAAGAUUGCUGAUGGCUCAUCCUUUGGCAUUGAAAGCUCGGAUUUCUAUUAUGACAAAGAGAAGCUUGUAUUAAAGAGAUUUGUGUUUAGUUCUGCUUCAAUUGAGGCACUUAAAGCAAAAUAUGUAGAAAGCUCAGGCUUAGAAUACCCGGUAUACCCCAGCCGUGUUGAGGCCUUGUUGGCUUUUAUAUGGAGUCGACAUGUAGUUGCCACUGAUCAAAUGAAGUCUAAGAUUGAAAGGCUGCACAUAAUUCUUCAUACAGUGAAUUUGAGGACGAGAAUGGAUCCCCCAUUAUCUGACUAUUCUUUUGGAAAUUUAUUCCAAGUCACAAUAACCAUCGUGUCUAAAGAAACCAGCUGGGAAGAUUGGUAUGGCAUUGUGGUCAAGUUGAGAGAUGCAAAAAGAAAAAUUGACAAGGAUUACGUGAAAAAACUACAAGGUAGUGAACACUUAGAUAUUCUCAAAGAGCUGAGUGGAAAAAUCAUGACACAAGAUAAUGUUAUCUUAAAUUUCACUGCAUUAAUUGUGCGGGUUUCCUUGAUAUGA
This is a messenger RNA of Quercus lobata, 855 nucleotides long. RefSeq names its product stemmadenine O-acetyltransferase-like. The coding region runs from base 1 to 855 and encodes 284 amino acids. The transcript is spliced from 3 exons. The record is from RefSeq and is a predicted model, not a curated record. Lineage: Eukaryota; Viridiplantae; Streptophyta; Magnoliopsida; Fagales; Fagaceae.